Athalia rosae (coleseed sawfly) is the source of this 3046-nucleotide messenger RNA. RefSeq lists its product as uncharacterized. The record is from RefSeq and is a predicted model, not a curated record. The transcript is spliced from 4 exons. Bases 707 to 1915 code for a protein of 402 amino acids. Lineage: Eukaryota; Metazoa; Arthropoda; Insecta; Hymenoptera; Athaliidae.
CUCAUUGAUGAAUUAAUUCAAACAGCAGCUUCGGAUUCAGUUAACGCUUAAAAAUAAUCUCGUAUAAUCCCUAUAUUACGGAUCCAUUUUUACAUGAUUAUAUAACAGUGCGGACAAUAAUUUCGCAGUUAGUUCUUAUAAACAACAAAGAGAAAACCUUUCUGUAUAUAGGACAAUCGUACAUAAUGUAUUUCAUAACUUAUAUAAUUUAUAAAAAUUAUCUAUACUUUCGUAACCCCGAUGAGGGGCCAGACUGCUUCACCUGAAAAGCAAAAAUUGGACAAAGGUGUGAGAAUACGUUAUUGAAAAAAGUGAACUUCAGCUCUGGAAAAAUAGAGUUAUCGCAAAGAACGUUAUACUCCUAGCUUGAUUUACUCGGUGGAUUCGCAUACCUGGUGUCAAAUUACAUUAGAAAAGCGCUGUAAGAAACGGAUUCCAAAAAUACUCCCUCUCUGGCUCAAAAAUCGCCCGAAUCCGACAACUUUUGAAUUUCGGUAUUAAGAUCCUUCAACUUCAGAUCACUAAGAACUGAAGACCCUUCAAGAACUUUUCUCUGUAAUCUCGCGACGAAGAAUAGUAGGGGAUUCAAUAGUCGAAGGAAAGGAGGAGAGAGUUCAAACCGAAACGGCGUGGAGGUUUGAAUAUCUUAUACGAUUAUCAUCGUCAGUCGAUAUCUCCACAGCGUUUGGAUCACAUCCACUCCGAAAUGACAAUUUCGGCCAAAGUUAUUCUCAAUUUCGGUGUCUGCGUCGCUCUCGUCUCGGUACCGAGGGCCUACCCGACGCUCUUGAAACGCGACCAGCUUCCGGAAUCCGUAGUAAAACUGCACGAAAUGUCCCAAAUUUCCUUCACUCGGUAUUCCGACGUCCCGAUGCUGACCUUGGACGAAAUAUCCCAAGGUUUUCCGUGGCUGAAAAACGCCGAAAUCCGCGCGCGCUCCGACCGCCGCGAAGACGCGGCCCAAGGGGCGUCGGAAAACGCGCCGAAAUACGUUUUCUACUACGCGCCGUCCGAGGUGACUCUGCAGACCGGAAAUCGGCCCAGAACUGACGCGGAGAAGCAGAAGGACGGGAAAAAUCAGCGAAAAGAAUCGGCGUGGAAGCGGCUCGAGAUUUCCGAUAGAAAGAAAAGUGGCGACGGUCUCCAGGGCCGUCGGAACGUGCGGCCUGACCCGGAGGCCGGAAAGCGCAAAAAAAACUCGAAGGUCAAGUCCAAGUUCGAAAGAAGCAAGAGCGGAAGCGGCAGGAAGACGAAUCGCGAAUACAGGGAGGGGGAGAGCGUCGAGGAAUCGAAAAGAUGGCCGAAUUAUUAUAGCCCAAAAACGCCGGCGCUUUACAUGCAGCCUCCGAGGUUGGAGUACGAAGACGAAGAAUUCUGGGUAGGUAGCGAAAAACGAAAGCCGAAGAAACAGGCCGAUGAAACGGGGAGCGACGAGAGGCUCGAGAACCACAGGACGGCGAAAAAGCGGAACAAGUUGAAAAAUUCGGAACGGGACGAUAACCGGAAGUAUCUCGCUAACCACAGGCCGAUUUACGACAGGGAGCACGAUCCGCUUCCCGAAGAACUUACCGAAGAGAGCUCGGACGGCCGGCCCGCGAGAGCUCAUAGACGUCCGAUCGAGGCGAAGAAAGAUCAUCCGAAACUCUCGCAGGACGGUGAGCGAAUAAAUUUUCAAAUACAUGGACACGAGGGGCCGCAGACGUACAUAUUUGGAUACGACACCGGAAACGGAGAGAACAGACACUUCCGUCUCGAGGAACGUCUCCGCGACGGAUCUGUGAAAGGACAUUACGGGUUCUACGAUGCCAACGGUAAGUUAAAAAUGGUGGAGUACAAAGCGAGCCCGAUGAACGGAUAUGAGGAAAAGCACCACGCUGCCGAGAACCACAAAUUCGAAGCGGAGAACGCGAGGUAACGAGGGUAGGAAAUUUUCGACCUGGAUCGCGGGCGCUCCAUAAUUUCUUCGGGCAGCCAUUGGUGAAGGGCGUAGUUCCUUUAUUGUCGUUCGCAGUUGAUCAACGACGAAUAAACCAGUGUUCGAAUACCAGCGUUUUUCGCUGUCGGUUGGUUCGUUAAACUCUGUGUACUGAAAAGUGCAACGUUCAUUUUUCUUUCUUUUUAGAGCAAGAAAAUCGACAACAUUGGGAUUAAAAAGCUGUCUAUUUAACAAUAACAGUCACUAGAUAUUAAAAAAAUUUGAACACAAACACAUCUAAUACCAUAUACAAUAAGUAUAAUAUCAAUGUGAAUAUAUUAAUAUAUCAGUAGACUACGCCAGAAGUGUAUACUUGUGCACUGCGUUGUGUCCUACUUAGGUCUCCCGAUACACAAGUAGCUCCUUUAUUUUGUGCCAAACUCUAUUGAAAUCCGACAAUUUCCAUACGAUCGAUAACCAGACUGUUUAAUACCGCACAUUUAUUAAAACUCAUUGUAUCGUCAUCAUUGUUUCAGUCUCACAGUCGUCAUCUUUUUGAUCAUAAGUCUAUUUUCACCACCGUUGAAGUUGCCAAGGAUAUUCAGUCGAGUCAAUAGACGCGCUGUUAUAUUCCUCUCGUAACGAACACUCUCCUUAAAAUUCAUAAGUUAAAUACAAGGUGCAAGCAACGCUUUGGUAUUCCAACCUAAACAAAGCGAUAAUUUAUCUUUUCGAACUACGUUUCGUUAAACGUUGAACGAUUCCAACUUGUUCCUGUCUACCGAUACCAGUGAUGAAAUGAAAAAUUUAUUUCUUCUAUUUCCCUCCUUCUUAGAAACCAACAUUGUUUCUUUCUUUCGUUUAUUUUCAGGGAGAUGGACAUUCUAUUUAAACUAUACGCACGUCUAUAUACCUAUAUAGGUAUACAUAUAUAUGUAUAUAAACUGCAUCACAUACAUUUUUGUAUAUGAGCCAUAAAAACCAAGUUCCAAGAGGUUUUUUUCGUAAAAUAAUAAAAAAUAAUCAUAAUAAUAACAUUAAUAACCAUAAUCAUAAUAAUAAUCGUAAUCGCUGUUCGUACACUAAUUACAUUAGUUAGUCCAAUCUCACCUUGCAAUAAUGUUAUAAUAA